Messenger RNA from Westerdykella ornata, 2056 nucleotides. RefSeq lists its product as uncharacterized. The coding region runs from base 182 to 1711 and encodes 509 amino acids. Gene Ontology annotation, cellular component: plasma membrane. The record is from RefSeq and is a predicted model, not a curated record. The transcript has 2 exons. Gene Ontology annotation, biological process: cell division. NCBI's taxonomy places the organism in Eukaryota, Fungi, Ascomycota, Dothideomycetes, Pleosporales, Sporormiaceae.
CGACAGACACCGUCCUUGAACUGAAAAUAGGCCUCAUCCCUCAUUGUCCUCCUACCCUCAACCUCACUCAUUUGCCUCACUUUGACUUAGCUCAGUCCACCUUCACGGCUGCUUCCUCUCUUUGCAUCGAUCCACCAGCGCAGGAGUCCACCCCUACAACUACUUUUCUUCCCGCGCAAACAUGGCCAGCCAUAGCGAUCCCCGUCUUUUGUACUCUAUAAAUGGCAUCAAGGCGUACCAUAUCCAGCAGGGCGAAGAAACUUCGCUGACGCCGUCGGGACCUCAGACACUAUCACUUCUGAUGGUCCCCACGAACUCACCCUUCGCAGACCCCAGCAACACGCGAGGGGAUACCGAGGCACCUGAGGAGGACUUCUACCUCCACCUCAAUCUGCCUCCCGAGCUUGACCUCCCUCUCCCUGCGACCACCCAGAUCUAUCACAAGCCUCCACGCAGCUACCUAAUCCCUCGGUGGGAUCUGGGACCCGAUAGCGGCGCCUUUACGCGAAUCGAGUUUCCCCCACUAGGCACUGGGCCCGAUAAGGUCACACAGGAGGACGUGGACACAUUUGAGACGAUCUUGGCUCAAUGCACAGCGUUUCUGGAGCGGGCACAGCCUCCUGCGCCGAACGAGAAAGGUGCAGUGAAGCCAUAUAACCCUGCCGACUACGCACCAGGAGAGGGUUAUGUCGGAUCCAGCAAGCAUGGCGAGAUUGUUCUCGUUGACGAGGACAAUGGCAGCGUAGUAGGGGAGUUGACAGGAGGUGCUCAAAUCGUCGAGGACCCAAGGAUCAAGCCUGGUUCGAAGACCCCCGUUGAGAUCACGGUCUCCGCUGACGGUAAACGAAUCGACGUGAAACCCAUGGAAGAAGAUUACCUCCGUAUGGCAAGACAUCCCGCAUAUCAGAAUUCCGGUCUGGUGCAGAACGCGGCCGCCGCUUCACGCCUCAUCGUGACUGGUUCGAGUUACCUGAGCAACAUGCUAGUGUCUGGAGCGAACAGUUUCAUGCAAAGGACGAAACCAAACGAAAAGCCAAUGGAGUUCAAGCCUACCACUCACGAGCACGUGCGCAAAAUCAAUACAUUCACCAGCGGCGUUGCAGGGUUCUCCGCUAAGACUGUGGGCUCUGUGUCUAGAGUAGCCCAGAACAUCGGCGCAAACAUGGCUGGCAAGAAGGCGAAGCACUCAAAGAGCGUGAACCCAGAUGGUACCCCUAACACCGAAUAUAAGCCGGGCCUGCUCAACAAGUCCAUGAUUGCCUUUUCCACGGUCGCAGACGGCAUCGCCUACUCGGGCAAGACUCUUCUGUCGACCGGUAGCGCUGCGGCGAGCAGUGUCGUGGGUCAUAAGUACGGUCCCGAAGCUGGCAGUAUCGCCAAUGAUCUAACAGGCGGGAUCAAGAACGUGGGGCUCGUGUAUAUUGACGUAACUGGCGUCUCGAGACGCGCGGUCAUCAAGGCAGUUGCAAAGGGAAUGGUCGUAGGCAGGGUCACUGGUGGCGGCGAGGUCGUCGUAGGGGGCGGCGAUGGGGGUGAUAUACCGCAGGAGUUUCAGCAGGGAAGCGGGAAAAAUGACGUUCCUUCGGUGAAUCAGACUGCUGGUCCCAUAAGCCAGAUUGGCUUCGGUAACGCGGCUCCUCCAAGCUACUCCAGCGGUGUGGGAGAAUCCAGCCAAGGGCAGCCUACAUACUAUGCCCCUGAGAAGCGAUGAAAGAGGGGGAGAUGGGUCUUGCGGUCAGGAGCAAGACGAGGACUGAAUGCAAAGUCAGACAGGUUAAGCCUAUGAUUCUCGGUAAUGUUCUGGUGGAUGGAAACGACGGGGCAUUUUAUAUUUGUGCCUCCAACUAAGGAAUCUUGUUCGACGACUAUCUCCUUAGGACUCUCUUACUGAUACCUAUUAUGACUUCCUGGCGUCUUGAACACCCACGCGCUCUACAUUCUCUCUCACGAUUUGUCUCUCCUUCUUGCCCAUCUGGUUGUGCAUACAAUACUUGUUCUUGAAUAAUACCCCCAAUGCAUUCUGAUCGACCUGUCCGUGGCACCUGAGAUUGUAUAC